Solanum lycopersicum (tomato) is the source of this 1382-nucleotide messenger RNA. RefSeq names its product enoyl-CoA delta isomerase 1, peroxisomal-like. Gene Ontology annotation, molecular function: delta(3)-delta(2)-enoyl-CoA isomerase activity. NCBI's taxonomy places the organism in Eukaryota, Viridiplantae, Streptophyta, Magnoliopsida, Solanales, Solanaceae. Gene Ontology annotation, biological process: fatty acid beta-oxidation. Gene Ontology annotation, cellular component: peroxisome. The record is from RefSeq and is a predicted model, not a curated record.
GGGGUAUGGUUAAAGAAGAUUACUUUAAAGAAUAAAGGUUAAGAGAAAGAGAUCAACAGUAAUAAUAGAUUCAUGAAUGGACAGGAAAAAAAAGGAAGUUGAAACUAGAAACUAAUAUGAUAAUUACAUAAUAGAACAAGAGAGUGAAUGAGUACUGAGUAGAAUUGUACAACAUUAAAAGUUUAACGAAUUUUGAAAAAACACCACUUUUAUUGAAAUAUUCACUUUUAUCGAAACAUCAGCAGUAAAUCAAACUUGGUUAAACAAACUCCAAAGUGUAUUUUAUGUAUAGAAGUUGUUUGUUCAAUUCGAAUUCUAUACCAUAUAAAUAUGUUUGGACUUAAUUUGUAAAUAUUUUGUAAGCUUAGCUACUUUUUGCAAACUUAGAAUCUAGAAAUAUGUUCCAUGUGAUCUAAAAAAGCUUUUGAAAAACAAAAUUUUUAGAGUAGUCUAGAAAUUUAUAGUACCAUCUACACUCAAACCUUUCCCCGGUAUAAAGUUGAUGCUGUAGUAAUACUUUAAUUUGACAAAAAUCAUAAGCAAAAAAAAUGUGCACAUUAGAGAAAUUGGGAAAUUUAUUCAUUCUAACACUCACCGGGGACGAUGAACACAGGCUAAAUCUCUCUCUUAUCGACUCAAUUAAAUCUGCUCUCGAUCGCGUAACGGCUGAAGCAACCGGCAGCUCCGCUCUAAUUACUACAGCUCAGGGCAAAUUCUUCUCUAAUGGCGUUGAUCUGACUUGGGCAUUGUCCGAUCCAUCGCGCUAUCCGUUGAUGAACUCCAAGCUCAAAUCCCUCAUUUUUGAAUUUUUCAACCUUCCCAUGCCAACAAUCGCGGCUGUAACAGGUCAUGCUUCGGCUGCCGGAUUCGUACUGGCGAUGAGCCAUGAUUACAUCCUGAUGCGAAAGGAUCGUGGAUAUCUGUACAUGAAUGAAAUCGAUAUAGGAUUGAAAAUUCCGAAUUGGUUCGUGACUUUGGUGAAGAACAAAGUGAAGUCGCCGGUAGCUUGGCGUGAAGUGGUUAUGAGAGGUACUAAAUUGACUGCUGACAUGGCAAUCGAGCAGGGAAUCGUCGUCUCCGCGCACCAUGGUGCAGCGGAGACGAUGAAGGAGGCUAUAAAGCUUGGGGAGGAGUUGAUAGAGAGGAAAUGGAAUGGUGAAGUUUACUCUCACAGCAGAAGGGUUGUGUUUUCUGAUGUUUUGGUUGCGCUGCCUAGUAAAAUGGUAUCUAAAUUGUAAUUUGGAGACUUAAUUUGGUACAAUAAAUAAAUAAAUAAAAUAGGAAUAAGUUUGUGGCAUGUUCGCUAAAAAGAAUCUCUUUAUAAUCCAUUAAUAUUUAUGAAUUAUGGGCCAACAAUAAAAAUAAAAUUCGUGUAUAGUGAA